Molecule: messenger RNA, 757 nt
Organism: Drosophila gunungcola (fruit fly)
Lineage: Eukaryota; Metazoa; Arthropoda; Insecta; Diptera; Drosophilidae
Exons: 4
Coding region: 233-757 (174 amino acids)
Source: RefSeq, a predicted model, not a curated record
UGAAGAUGAGACCAUCCACUAUCCUCAAGUCAGCAAACUCAGUGGUCUCGAAGCCGAGUAACUCUGACGGGUCCACCGUUAGCUCUUCAACACAACGCGAAAGGGUAUCUGCCACAACGUUCUCGCUUCCUUUCCUGUGUUCGAUGUUGAAGUCAUAUCCCUGGAGUUGCAAUGACCACCGAGCCAGCCGACCCGAAAGGUCUUUCAUGGACAUGAGCCACUUCAAGCUGGCAUGAUCGGUGAUGCACGUGAACGGCAUUCCUUCCACCUACGGCCGGAACUUUUGAAUGGCCAGCAGGGCUGCGAGGCAUUCUUUUUCAGUGACGGUGUAAUGGACUUGGUGACGAUUCAUCUUGGCCGAGAAGAACGCUAUUGGUUGCUCCUGGCCGUCUUCAUCCCGCUGGAACAACACUGCACCGACUCCGAUCUGGGAUGCAUCGCACUGGAUGAAAAAGUGCCGCUUGGACUCUACUGCCAGCUGUGCUUCUGGACUCAAGGAAAACUUCUUAUUUCCCGUCUUCUUCAAAGAUUCCGUGAGCGGGGCAGCCAAAGUUGCAAAGUUCUUUAUGAACCGACGGUACCAACCAGCGGUUCCAAGAAAGGCUCUCACUUCCUUCAUGGUCCUUGGCUCAGGCAUCCGCCUAAUAGCUGCUACACGCCCUGGAUCCAUCCGCAGACGUCCUCCACCCACUAUGAAGCCGAGGCAUUCAGCGACUCGGCGAAGAUACUUCAAGUGCGUUCAUUUGUCAGGCGCUAG